CCCAGAAUGAUUCGAAAAAUCUCCCAGGCAUGCGCGACGCCGUCGUCGAUUUCGCAAUUUUACGAAAACGCGAACGUUUUGCUUACGGGAGCGACUGGAUUUUUGGGGAAGGUCUUCAUGGAGAAACUGCUGAGGUCGUGCAAAUCGAUUGGUAACGUCUACGUGUUGAUUCGGCCUGGGAAGAACUGCACGGCCGAGGAGCGUCUCGAGCGGCUCCUCCAGGCUGAGGUGCACUUCGUCACGAAUCCGGCUCGAUUUAACGAUCACUUGCAGGUUUUUGAGAAUUUGCGACGUACAGCUCCGGAGGCGCUCCUGAAGGUCAAGGCGAUACCCGGCGAUGUCGAGCAAGAAAACUUGGGACUAACCCGGCCGGAUCGGGAGACGAUCACGGAGCGGGUCGAGGUGGUUUUUCAUUCAGCUGCACUCAUCAAAUUCAAUGCCGAUUUGCAAAGCGCAAUCUCUGCAAACGUGGCGGGCACUAAGCGCGUAACGGAUCUCUGUACCCAAAUCAGGAACUUGCGCACUUUCGUGCACGUUUCAACUGCGUACAGCAACGCCAACAGUCGAGAAAUUGAGGAGAAGAUUUACGACACCAGGCACGAUCCUGACGAUAUCAUAAGCCUAGUUCGGAGCUUACCAUCUGCAACGUUAAACGAAAUAACGCCUCAGAUUAUUGGGGCUCAUCCGAACUGCUACACGUUUUCGAAACAGCUUGGCGAGAAGUGCAUCGCGAAAUCGCUCGGUUCAUUGCCCGCCACCGCAAUUCUACGCCCGUCCAUUGUCUCUCCGUCGUGGCGUGAACCGUUACCAGGUUGGAUCGACAACGUAACCGGCGUUGCCGGUGUUGUAAUGGAGUUCGGGCGCGGCGCGCUUAAAAGCGGCAUCUGCGAACCGCGCUUCACAGCCGAUUUGAUUCCAGUCGACGUGGUCGCUAACGCUCUACUUACGGCGGCGUGGCACACUACCAUUCCUAGUCCUCGAGAGUUAAACAUUUACAACUGUACAAGCGGCGACAUCAACCAAAUUACGUGGGGAAAGUUUGUCGAUCACAUCAAGCGACACGCGGUUGCGUACCCCAGCAAGUACGUAACCUCGUACCCGAAUUUCACGCCGAGAACCAACCGGACCACUCACGCGAUCGCUCACUUCUUCCAGCACAUAAUUCCCGCUUACUUACAAGACAUAGCUCUGUAUAUAACCGGUGGAAGGCCAAUAAUGGUGAAGACCUGCAAAAUCGUCGCGGAGGCGGCUCGCAGAGGGGACUUCGCGACAAUCACCCCUUACAAAUUUAAGGCGGACAAUUUUAAUAAGCUGAUCGACAGCGUAAAUAAAGCGGACGAUGGCAAGCUAUUUCAGAUCGACUUUCGACCGGGGUCCGGAUUCGACUGGGAUAAAUAUCUAAAGGGCUACAUGUUGGGGAUUAGGAGGUUUAUACUGAAAGAUGGUUUAGACUCCCUCGAGUAUUCCAAGUGUAGACUCAAUCGCUUGUAUUGGACCUCCAAAGUAAUGCAGUUGGCGUUCGUAAGUUCCGUCAUCGCAUGGACUGUAUGGUGAGCCGUCUCUACGGUUACUAGAAAAUCAAGUGUUUAAAAAUAAAAUAAGUAAAGGUGUUUAAUGGUAAAAUGAGCACUAAAUGUUAAAACAACAAUACAAACAUUUAGAAAAUAAUGAAAAUGCAAUGUCAACUUCGGAUAACAGGUUUGCCUCUUUCGCUAUCGUACGUAUAAAUAAAUAAUUUGAAUUACGAAUAAAUAAGAUUUGAUCGACAUAUAAAAAAAA
Molecule: messenger RNA, 1779 nt
Organism: Photinus pyralis (common eastern firefly)
Lineage: Eukaryota; Metazoa; Arthropoda; Insecta; Coleoptera; Lampyridae
Product: putative fatty acyl-CoA reductase CG5065
Exons: 7
Coding region: 7-1554 (515 amino acids)
Biological process (GO): long-chain fatty-acyl-CoA metabolic process
Cellular component (GO): peroxisome
Molecular function (GO): alcohol-forming very long-chain fatty acyl-CoA reductase (NADP+) activity
Source: RefSeq, a predicted model, not a curated record